AUGACUCUCAUCGAUGCACAAGUGCACUUCCUAGAGGAAUGUGUGGUACUGGUACACAUCCCAUUGGAGCUGUACCCGUACUUUUUAAAGUCGGUUCUAAGACUCAUUUUUGAUGAAAUUCCACCACUGGAAGAUGAGAAAGAUGAUGCUUCAUUUGAUGAUUUCGAAAACACUUCCGAGUAUGACUCGGCGUUUAAACCACCUGCAUUCAUGAACGUCUCUAUCACUCCAGUAGAAGUCUCUGUCAUGUGUCCUAGACGUCUGGUCGAUAAAUACUUCGUCCCGGUCAUGGACCAACUCGACCAAUUGGAUGACUCACUCCGAUCCCGUCUGAUCGUGAGUGAAAAUGACUAUAUCGCCAUGCAAGUCCUCGGCGAAGGCCUCGAGGCCGGCAAACGAGUCUUGGAAUUAACCAGUCCACUUGCCCUGGCAGGCAUCUCCAUCUUCUUCAUCUCAACCUACUUCUCCGACUACAUCGUAGUCCCCAAACAAAGCAAAGCAAGCGUGAUAUCCGCGCUAGAAAAAAGAGGCUUCCAAUUCAACAACGCCUCAGCAGCCUUCAUCACAAACCCGCUGAGCCCAACAAUCGAAAGAAGACUUAGCGACCUCGUCCCACCGGGAACACCGCCGCCCUCAACCCUAGGCGAACUCCAAACCCGCACCUUCAACAACCUCCGAAAACACCAAAUCACCCCUUCCGUAGACGACUCCCUCCGUCUAGUCCAGUGCGCAGCCCACCAUGAAUACCACAGCCAAGAAUCAUCAAUGUCCAUCCUCCGCGACGCCCUAACCACAGUCCUCCUCGUCGACGAACCCCGCUUCCUAUCGCUAACCCUCGCAGCACUCGACCCAGCAGCCUCCCUCCUGCUAGAAAAGCGUCUCCUCCCCCGCUUCGCCCGCCAAUCUAUCUCUUCAGGAGGAACACGCGUCUACGAAGAUGGCUCCGGUCUUCUCCUCGGCUCAAAGGAAGACCAUCUAGUCCCAAUCACCCUAGAUCUCCGCGACCUGCCCCUCGAAGCAUCCGGCAUCGUCUGCGGCGUCGCAGGCCGUCUCGCAGCCGCAGCUGCAGUCCCAGUCUCGUCGCGUGCUGGUUCCAUCAGCAAUGGGUCCAGCAGCAUCGUCGGCUCCGUACCUGGACUAUUUGAUUCUUUCGGGACUCGUCUUGCGGCACUCUCUAUCGAUAAAUCAUCCACCUCCGCCCCCUCUCAUGCAUUGCAGCCCUUGCCGCACUCGACGCAUCAUCUACAACCUGAUGUGGAUGUUGCCGACGCGGUUGAGAUUAGCUUCUUGAGUACUGCUCGUGCGGGCACGAUUAUUGUUGGUGAGGAUGAGCUUAGGAGGGCUAUUGAUGCGCUUGAGGAGGAGAAGAUGCAGUCGCCUAGGCUUGAUGGGUUUGGGUUUGAGUCGCGGACUCCGCCGGAUAGUCCGCAGCAUCGACAUUGA
Molecule: messenger RNA, 1443 nt
Organism: Penicillium hordei
Lineage: Eukaryota; Fungi; Ascomycota; Eurotiomycetes; Eurotiales; Aspergillaceae
Product: ACT domain-containing protein
Exons: 3
Coding region: 1-1443 (480 amino acids)
Biological process (GO): cellular response to L-arginine; regulation of intracellular signal transduction
Cellular component (GO): cytosol
Source: RefSeq, a predicted model, not a curated record